UUUUGCCAUGCACGACCUCGCCUGAAGGAUGAUAGCACUGGCAUGUUUCAUCCGUUCUGUGGCAAGACAUGUGCCACUUUUGCGAAAGCACAUGUAACCCCUCCGUCUGGUACAGAGCAGUACUGCCUCUACUGCAAUAGGAGACCGCGUUACAAAGAGCCUGGUAGUGGUAUACUGCACCCUUUCUGUGGCAAGGGUUGUGCCACGAUGGCCAAGAACGCUGGAGCAAACCUAACCGCUGGAUCGCCUCCUCCUGUCAAUACUUCCUGCCUCCAAUGCAGACGGCGAACGAAGCAGCCUGACUCCCAUUAUUGUUCAAGGACGUGCCACAAUCAGGGGGAGUCUGCUGCUCCAGGUAUUCUGGAAAUCCCAGGAGACCAUAUCACCUUCCGUAGCGUCGUGGACCAAUUCAUGAAUUCAUGGAAGCAUGCCACAUUGUGUCCAUCUGUCAAACGAGUUUAUCUCGUUGUCUCUACCAAGGUUAAUUUACAGAUUUACCGCCAGUACCUGGACGAAGUUGAAAGUCGAGGCCAGUUCAAAGCUAAGGGUAAGACUCCCGGUAACGAGAAUCGGCGAUGGCAUGGAACCUUGAGAGCAUGCAAUCUCGGUGAUGACCCAAGUUACACGGCUCUCUGUUACGGUGCAAACUGCAGUGUUUGUGGUAUCAUCAAAUCGUCGUAUGACAUCCAGGCAUACAUGAAGGGUACCGGCUGGGGAAGAUUUGGGAAAGGUAUAUAUACCUCUGCAACAUCGUCGAAGUCCGAUGCAUAUGCUCGACGUGCGGGAUCUACUCCUUCGCCGUACAAGGCGAUGUUUCUCAACAAAGUCGUUGUUGGUAAUGGAUACAAGGUUAAGCACGACAUGCCCUCAUUUACGGCACCGCCGGCGGGCUAUGACUCGGUUCUGGCAGAAGUUGGUGGAAGUUUGAACUAUGACGAACUCGUUGUGUAUACGGACAAGGCGAUCCGUCCGUCGUACCUCGUUUUGUACGAUGCCUAAAUGCAGACUCCAAAGAUCUUGGCUCCGGCUUUAGAAAGGUCUAUGCGAUGUUAGUAGACCUAUUUCGACUACAACGGAGGCGACCCUCCUCGAGCAAAGCGAAUCGAUCGUGAAUGGAAAUAUUGUAGCUAUAAAGGUCACUCUGCCCGGAUCUGCGUAAGCGUCGGGAGGGUAAUGACGUGAACCGAACCGGUACACAAGUGCGUUUCGGGUGAGACUUACGAGGAAGAACAAAACCAAAGUGAUCAUUCGUGACAUCGAAAACGAAUUAUCGAGGAUACACUUCUGUAUGUCAAUAAGUAAUAAC
Molecule: messenger RNA, 1306 nt
Organism: Stereum hirsutum FP-91666 SS1
Lineage: Eukaryota; Fungi; Basidiomycota; Agaricomycetes; Russulales; Stereaceae
Product: ADP-ribosylation
Exons: 11
Coding region: 43-999 (318 amino acids)
Molecular function (GO): NAD+ poly-ADP-ribosyltransferase activity
Source: RefSeq, a predicted model, not a curated record